Molecule: messenger RNA, 1597 nt
Organism: Agrilus planipennis (emerald ash borer)
Lineage: Eukaryota; Metazoa; Arthropoda; Insecta; Coleoptera; Buprestidae
Gene: RhoGEF4
Product: putative protein tag-52
Exons: 6
Coding region: 248-1597 (449 amino acids)
Biological process (GO): intracellular signal transduction
Cellular component (GO): cytoplasm
Molecular function (GO): guanyl-nucleotide exchange factor activity
Source: RefSeq, a predicted model, not a curated record
UUCUGAAUUUUAAUAAUUACACAUUAAUGUUUAACCAGAAUAAUGUCUUUUUAUCAGUAUAAAGCAGUUAUAUUUUAGAGAAUACAGAAAGUUGCCCUGCAGUGAUAAGAACCACCACCAUAAGAAUUUUUUUUAAUUCAACUAUUGGCUUACCUGUUACCGUUAAAUUUGAAUUUGAACAAAUGGUCGUUUUUUCAUUCAUGGUAGCAAAUUAAAUCUGUACCUGACAGAAAGUUGUACUAAUAAAAUGAAUUCAUCCCACGAAGACAAUGUUGGUUUUGAAAUUGAGCCCACUACGCCAAAAUAUGAGCUUGCAUUUAGUGCUGAAUUAAAACAAAUAAUUCAGCAAAAGAAUAUGUUAACCUGCAAAACAAGAAGUAAGGUUGUAAGUGCACUUGAAGAUAUAGACAACAGUUUCACUGAAAAAAGUUUCAAAGAACUUAGGACAAGGGCAGUCAAUGAAAUUUACACCAGUGAAUUGUCUUAUCUCAAACAACUAAAAAUCAUAAAGGUGUUUUUUAUGCAACCUAUCAAAGAAAAGGAAAUACUCUCACGAAGUGAUUUUCAAACUUUAUUUGGUAGCAUUGAUACAAUAUACAAUGUAAAUAAGGAAUUAUUUAUGGAACUGAAAAAAGGGACUGAAAACGUUGCGAAUGCAUUUCUAAAAAUAGCUCCUUAUUUGAAACUGUAUUCCGUUUAUGCCUAUGGAUAUAAAAACUCUUUACACACCUUACAGAAAUCUCAGGAAAGUAAUACUAAUCUAGCAAAUUUUUUGGAGCAUACAGAAAGUAGACCUGAAGUUCAGAAUAAACUUUCUGCAUUACUUAUAACUCCUAUCCAAAGAAUACCAAGAUACAGAUUGCUUUUGAAACAAGUAGUAGAUUAUACUUUACCUUCUAACUCUAAUUAUUCAAACCUUUUGGAUUCUUUACAUAAAAUUGAGCAAAUCGCAAAUCACAUAAACUCAACUCUUGAAGAACAAGAGAAUACACAAAGAAUGUUAGAAUUACAGCGUUCUCUACAAAACAAAUAUCCAGUGAUUGUUAGACCUGGUCGACAACUUAUAAAAGAAGGAAUAUUAUCAAAAGUUUCUCACAAUGGGGCACGAAAUUACAAAAGAUACUUUGUAUUAAUGAGUGACAUUCUUAUGUACUGCAAAAUGAAAAGAGACGAUCCAAAGCUUCCAAAUUCAUUAAAAUGUUGCUGUAUUUUGCCAUUAAAUAAAUGUAAAAUUAAUGUAGUAGCAGACAAAGGUAUAUUUAGAAUUUUCUGCCAAAACGAAGUACUUGUAUUGUUUCAUGAGCAUGCAAGUGAAGGUCAGGAAUGGGUUUAUGCUCUUAAAGAAGCCAUAAAGAAGUACAUUGUUAAUCGGCAAACUCUGCGGAAAGAAAGUUCUGCUAAAAAGCCUGCUCGUAGAAAAGAAUUAUGUCAAUUUGAAGAUGCUGGAAUUAGUCCCGGACAUCCAAGAAAAAAAAGAAAUUACACUUUGGAUUUUACUGAUGUAUUUCGUAAUACUGAAAACGACUCCGAUAAUAGCGAUGAAGAAAAAUCGUACAGUAACCCCUUUAAGCGUUUAGGAAAACGCAAAACCGGAUAA